Molecule: messenger RNA, 2753 nt
Organism: Morone saxatilis (striped sea-bass)
Lineage: Eukaryota; Metazoa; Chordata; Actinopteri; Moronidae
Gene: nars1
Product: asparaginyl-tRNA synthetase 1
Biological process (GO): asparaginyl-tRNA aminoacylation
Cellular component (GO): cytoplasm
Molecular function (GO): asparagine-tRNA ligase activity; ATP binding; nucleic acid binding
Source: RefSeq, a predicted model, not a curated record
CACUUCCUCCUCUCGGUGGACUACAGGAAGCUGCCGUCUGGCUGAUGUAAAGUUGCACCCUCGCAGUUGAGGAGACACCACCGGCGGCCGCCUCUUCCACUUUUUAAAAACAAGUAUAAUUUAGUUACCCCUCCUCAGCGGGCUGUCGUGGCACCUGGGCGGACAUGGCGACGGAGAUAGCUAAAGGUGUGGAACAAGUCUCAGUGGGUGAGCUGUACGUGUCGGACAAAUGUGGCAGCGACCAGGAUGGGGACGGCACGGAGCAGAAACCCUUCAAAACUCCCCUCAAGGCUCUGAUGUUUGCUGGGAAGGAGCCGUUCCCGACCAUCUACGUAGAGUCACAGAAGGAGGGAGAGCGUUGGGCAGUGAUCUCCAAGACGCAGAUGAAGAACGCAAAGAAGGCCUUUAACCGCGAGCAGAUGAAGAACGAUGCCAAAGACAAGAAAGAGGCAGACGACAACGAGAGGAGAGAGAAGAACCUGGAAGAGGCCAAGAAGAUCACCAUUGAGGACGACCCCAGCCUGCCUGAGCCUGAAACGGUUAAAAUCCAUCUUCUGGAGGCCAAGAGAGGUCAGAGAGUCAAAGUGUUUGGAUGGGUUCAUCGCCUCAGGAGACAGGGGAAGAACCUGAUGUUCAUUGUGCUGAGAGAUGGAACGGGUUUCCUCCAGUGUGUCCUGUCUGAUAAACUGAUCACUCCUCCGACCCUGGUGCAGACUCAGGUGGAGGGCGGCUCCACGCUGUUUAACCUUAACUACUUUGGCGAGCAGGCGUACCUGACGCAGUCCUCCCAGCUCUACCUGGAGACCUGCAUACCCGCCCUGGGCAACACCUUCUGUAUUGCUCAGUCGUACCGGGCGUACACUCACAUCGAGGCCGAGUGUCCCUUCAUGUCUUUUGAGGAUCUACUGAACAGACUGGAGGAUCUGGUGUGUGACGUGGUGGACCGAGUGCUCAAAUCCCCCACCGCCUCGCUGCUCUAUGACAUCAACCCCAACUUUAAACCCCCCAAGAGGCCGUUUAAGAGGAUGAACUACACUGAAGCCAUCGAGUGGCUCAGAGAGCACGACGUCAAGAAGGACGACGGCACCUACUACGAGUUUGGAGAGGACAUCCCCGAGGCUCCAGAGAGGUUGAUGACAGACUCCAUCAACGAGACCAUCCUGCUCUGUCGUUUCCCUGCUGAGAUCAAGUCCUUCUACAUGCAGCGCUGUGCUGAUGACAAACGCCUCACUGAGUCGGUUGACGUGUUGAUGCCAAACGUGGGCGAGAUUGUCGGAGGCUCGAUGCGUAUCUGGGACUCUGAAGAGCUGCUGGAGGGAUACAAGAGGGAGGGAAUCGACCCGACCCCGUACUACUGGUACACUGACCAGAGGAAGUAUGGCACAUGUCCUCACGGCGGUUACGGUCUCGGUCUGGAGCGUUUCCUCACCUGGAUGCUGAACAGACAUCACAUCCGAGACGUCUGUCUGUACCCUCGAUUCAUCCAGCGCUGCCGACCCUGAACAGACAGACAGACACAGACACACACACACACAGACAGACACACACACACACACACACACACACACUCUGACCUGGCAUGUGGCAGCGCUCUGUUAGCUAUAAAACGUGCCAUUACAAUAUUAAUCAAAGAACAAGAAUUUGACGUUUUGUCCCAUAAGUUGUUUUAUGUUCUGUAUCAUCCUGGAUCACGAAGAGUUAAAUCUUCAGUGAGCUGCAUGAUGUCUCACCACAGACAGUUAGAAACCCCACCUGCUGUGCUCCGCCUCAAACUUCACUGCUUCAUCCUUGUAUUCCUCCAAAUUAAGUAAUUAAUAGACACUGUAGUUUAUUGUGAUUGUGUCUACAAGUUCUAAGAAAAAUAUAACACUGUCUCAAAUGUGAUCUUGAAUGCUGCUAAAUAACAACAUAGUAAAAAACAUAAAAUGUAGUUGCAGAUGACAAAUGACAAAGCUGCAUAAUCACACAUUUUAAGUUAAACAUUUGUUGGUACACAGUCCACCAGCCAGUCAUGAAAUCAAUCCUGUCAGAUCUGUCUGUAUGAAACUCUGCAGGUUAGAUUGACAGGAAUAAAAACAAGAUUCCCUCAAAACAAACCUGGACGAACACCUAAGAAGACUAUGGAAGCACAUUCAUCAAAGACAAAAAAAUAGAGACACUAUCUCGUAAUUUUAUCUUUCGCACAACUUAAUCUGUUCUCGCAACUAUGAAAUAAGGUCUCUAAUUUUUUUUUCUUUGAUUUUGUUUUUUUAAUGCAAUGUUUCUGUGGAAAACGUAUCAAAAUAGCAACAGUCAGUGACGGAUACAGAACGUUUGUGUUCCUGUGAUGUCAGUAGAUCAGUCUGUGGAUGUUAGUUUUAAAGUGAGAACAGUAUAGGUAGAGUACAUCCCAAUAAUGUUUAAUGCAGCGCUGCCACACACUCCACUUCUCCCAUCAUUUUACCGGAUCCAUCCUGACUGCUGCUGGUUGGGUGAUGGUUAUACCGUUACUGGUAGGUUCAAAUGUCAGUCACAAAAACAACAGCGCCGCUUUUGUGCACUUUCCAUGUAUUUGGGAACAUUUUUCUUCUCGCCAGACAGAAACAGAGCUGGGUCUGCAACGUGGCAGCAGCCUCCUCCAUCAGUUGAUUGUGAUUGGUGGGUCAGAAAUACCUCGGCUUCUCAUCGUGUUGGUCUGUUCCGCCUCUUCCUGUGAAAAUACUACUCAACUAAUACAAAUAAACUGCACUUAAAUAAAAUGGGAUUCUAACGGA